CUCUGGCCGGACAACAUAUAAAAAGGGCCCGAGGCCAGUCCGCCAGCCAGAGGAGCUAGGCGGCAGCGGCCAGUGAGGACAAUGACGGUGAGCUGCAGAAACUUCAUCACUCCCGAUGCUGCCCAACCCGAGGAUCCCCAGCGCAAACCGGGAUGCUUCGCCGCAAGGACAGUCACUGCGGAAAGGACCACUUUAAAGCCUUUCAGAUCAACCAAAGGAGCAUCCAAGGCUAGAAGAGACCACAUUAACACAGAAAUCAGGAACAUGCGAGCUUUGCUUCCCAUCUCCGAAGAAGAAAAGGAACAUCUGUCCUACCUGCACACCAUGUCCGUUGUCUGUGCCUACAUCAGAAAGUCUUUGCUAUGGCAAGGGAUUCAAAGGGAAAGUGAAGCAACAUCUCCAAUUCCACACGAAGACUUCCUACAAGCUCUUCCUGGUUUUGUUGUUGCUGUGUCAAGUGAGGGAAAACUGACGUAUAUCUCGGAUAACGUGACAGAAUAUCUUGGUAUCUCCAGGGUGGAUUUAUUGCAAAAUGAUAGUUUUUAUGACCUCAUUGAACAUACUGAUCAGGCAUCGGUAAAGGAAAAGCUUCAUUCAGAUUCUUCACUGGAAGGAGAAAUCUCUUUUGUGUGUCACAUGCACACUUCUAAGGCAUUCCGUAUGAAGCAUGGCAAUAACAGUUCAGUGCUGGUCCAGGGCAGGUUUCAAAACAUGUCUCUGGUCAUGAAUUCCAGUCCAGUUUUCAUUGCCCUGUGCACCCCUACUGUAAACCGGCUGCAAGAUUUCGAAACUUGUUUGUGGGUGAAUCAGUUCAAAACGCUUCAUCACCUGGAUAUGAAGUUUGCUGAAGUCCCUAAGAGUUUGUUUUGCCAUCUUGGAUAUUCUGCAGAAGAGCUCGCUGAUCAAUCUUGGUACCAUCUGCUUCAUCCUGAUGAUCUCAAAGUGGCUGUGAUCAAACAUAAAAUGCUGUUACAAAGGAAUGAAGUAUCAAAUGUUGAAAUGGUCGUCCGGCUCCACCACAAGGUUCGUGACUGGACCUGGGUCUACGUUAGAGCCCUCUAUGUGUCAGACAGCCAGUCAGUGGCAUGUACCACCUUCAUCAUUAGUGAAGCAGAGGCCUUGUUCCUGCGUCCAUAUAUUCACCCAGAAGAAGAGAACAGUUAUGUUUGUCAUAAUAUUUUGAAUCCAUCGAUCCAGAACAUUAGUCAAAGAUGCAGAGGGCAAGCAUUUGGUAUAAAGAGACACCAGGAUACAAGAAAUUCAGAUGAAGAGCCAAUGGCCAAAGUAAUCAGGAGCUCCUUGCCUAGCGUUUGCAUAUAUUCUCCUUUUGUGGACUCGUCGGAAAGAAGCUUUUCAAGUGACGUGCUGCAUGAGACACCUUUAUCCUGCACUCCACCCUACAGCCCUAGUUCAGACUGUUCUUCUUUCCAGUCCGAAGACAUUCAUUCAUCAUAUUUUUUAUAUCAAGAUUCCAUUGCAAAUUCUCAAGUUGAAGGUGACAGAUCGUUGGAAUCCUUCGAAAACCUACACUCUUACUACCCCGUUGAGGUUAACAAUGAGCCCCUGGUGGAGCCUGUUGACUUAGUGACUAUACAGCCUUCCUCUCUGGAAGAUGUACUGAGUACGGACAGUGCCUUGAUAUCCGAAAUAAACAGCGAAGGGGGGAGACAAUGUCGCUUAUUUCCGUAUGAUUUCUCAAAAAGUUCGGAUGAGGCUCAGCUUGUCCCCGACAGCAUUACUCUCCCAGAGAUGUCAGCUGGCGUAUCAGACUUUAAUUUUUACAUCGACCCUUUCAGCAUUCCUGAAAACUUUCAAGAAAGCACCGACUCUUACGCUUCAUACACCAAUACAGCAGUGUUUGUACCUCCUGCCGGUAUUCUGACUACAGAAGUGUCACCCGCAGAACAAAACUCAUUUCAGUACAGUGAGGAAGAACGGACGGAGAUCAGCCUUCUUGCGAGGCAAAUCUCUUCAUUAGCUUCAAGCUUUGAUAUAUAUAAGUUAAUGUUACCGGCUCUAAAGGAAAGUGCCACUUAUCUGUCGGUGAAUAUUACACCUCAGCUUCAACAUGCCUACAGCUCCCCCGGCUUGAUUACAUCUGCACCAGAUUCUGUACUGGACGACAGCGUGAUAAAGAGUAUAUUGAAAAAUCUUGAUACAGUGCCACAACUAAACACUGGCACAAUGUCGGCUGCCAUCUGCCCAGACGCUGAAUCUUCGCAUGCGACAUUCACCGACAAAACUCAAUUACACCAUACAACCUUGGAUAGCAGCACUGAAAGAUCUCGUAGUUUUUCAAUGGGGAUCCUGGAUACCAGUCUCGGACUGGGUGAAUUGUGCAGAGACCCCCCAGCAGGCGACUCCUGCGCGCUGAAGCCCUCGUGUGUGUGUUGUCCUAAUGAAUUGCAUCAACUAGAUGUCUACCUGAACAGUAACCAGGAGCGAGGUGACCUUGAUGAAGAUUUUACAUACUGAAAGAAGUAUGUUACUUUAUUCCUUUGGUAUGGCACAUUGUCAAAGUUCCCAGGGCAUCUCAUCUGAACAAAAGAGUUUGUUUGUUUGUUGUACGUACAGGAAUGGAAACUGAAGUCCUCUUUUAAUGUUGAUUUUGUUUUCCUCCAAAGCAUCGACUGUUUGUUGUUUCAUGUCCGCCUCUUUGCCUGAAAUCAUACUGUAUAUUGAAUACCUCCUUUUGUAUGAAAGGAUACUGUGAAAAUACUGGAGGGGAAGCAGUAAUUGUAUCCUACGCCAUCAUUGCUGUGACUCGUAUGUUGAUCAGCACUGUACUGUGUACACGUGACAAGACUACUACCUCUGCUGCGGGCAGUUUGUGUUUCGGAGUUAUAAAUGUAAAUAGUUGUAGUGUUUCGUACAUUUCUUCAUUGAAUUACCACUCUUAUACAAUGUAUAAUUUUAUUUAUCAGUCAUGAAAAAACAAAUGUGCAGCACUUAAACAGUUUUUAUAAAAUACUUAAAGGUGUUCAGGAAUCAAAGUAAAUCGACCGUGUGAAUUUUUGCAAAUGAAGAAAGACAAUUCUGUCCAUCAGACCCGCGGUAACGCAAAGCGUACUUCAGUUUGUGUAAAUGUACAGUAAAGUUAACAAGCCUCCCGCUUGCUUAUCUACUUGUAUAACUAACCAGUUCCUGUAUCUGUUGGCCAGAUGAAUCAAUGGUGUCGACGAAGUUUGACGAGAAUGUGAAAACCGUGGCGGUAAUACGUUCGUUUUCCAUUCAUUCAUUUUUUACACUGAUGAGAAACAGAACGACACUUCAGCUACGUGGUCCAAUUUCAAAGCAGUGAUUGCAAUGAGAGGAGGAAGAGGCCGGGAGCAGGCGCUGAUUACACGCAGCACCCCGAGAAGUGAAGCAAAGACGUCGCUGCUCAUUACAUCCCUAAGUGGGGCACAGAGUUGGGGAAAAACUACUUGAACAAAAGCAUGGCUCUCAGUUCUCCUUUCGUAUGUUUGUAAUGCAAACAACGGUUUUGUCAGAGACAAUUUAUUACGUAACGUAAAUAGGACGUUUUCAUUUCGGUACAGUGCUACACGUGACAGACACAGCUGAUCGUCUGUCAUUAAAGUGAGAAGACGUCUAGUGCUUCACCGUGAAUUGUCACUAAGGUGUGUGGACCCCCAUUACUGUGCACCCCGUAGCCCUUCUGUACUGAAGCUCCGCUUAGUGUUACUGUUAUUUGAAUGUAAAAUAGUAUUUUACUGUAAAGAUCCCACUAUUUUGUGAAA
Messenger RNA from Polypterus senegalus (gray bichir), 3740 nucleotides. RefSeq names its product neuronal PAS domain protein 4 like (gene npas4l). Gene Ontology annotation, molecular function: DNA-binding transcription factor activity, RNA polymerase II-specific; RNA polymerase II transcription regulatory region sequence-specific DNA binding. Bases 82 to 2475 code for a protein of 797 amino acids. Gene Ontology annotation, biological process: regulation of transcription by RNA polymerase II. The transcript has 10 exons. The record is from RefSeq and is a predicted model, not a curated record. NCBI's taxonomy places the organism in Eukaryota, Metazoa, Chordata, Cladistia, Polypteriformes, Polypteridae.